GUGAGCGCUGGGGCUGGGCUGGAGUGAGCUUUCCGCGUCCGAGAGCCGCGGAACCCCGCAGCGAGGGGGAAAACACGGAGCCGGACUUUUGACCCGAGGCUCCGGGGCCGAGCUGACGCAGACGCGCAGGAGACCCCAGUCAAGUAUGCCUGGCCAGAAACCCAAAGUGCUUCAUUGAGGAGGCCGGGGAUUGAAGGAGUAAGGAAAGCUGGCAUCACAUGAACAUCAGUUUCAUCUGAAUGAGAAAGGCAUGUGAUUAGGGUCAAGGGGAAGAGAUGAAGGUCGGUGGAACAGAAGCAAGUCAGUUUUGAUUCAGCUCCAUUAUGUCUUCCCCAAAAAUUGCUUCACUGUCUUGGGGUCAAAUGAAGGUACAAGAUUGUAGCACAGUCUAUAAGGACUGCAAAGUGUGGCCAGGGGGUAGUCGGUCCUGGGACUGGAGAGAAACAGGAACUGAGCAUUCCCCAGGUGUGCAGCCUGCAGAUGUGGAGGAAGUAGCCAAGAAGGGGGUCCAAACCCUUGUAAUUGGCCGUGGAAUGAGUGAAGCAUUGAAGGUGCCAGCAUCUACCGUGGACUACCUCAAGAGACAAGGGAUAAAUGUCCUGGUCCUCCAGACAGAACAGGCUGUGAAAGAAUACAAUGCUCUAGCUGCUCAAGGAGUCAAAGUGGGAGGUGUCUUCCACUCUACCUGCUGAUGGCACCUUCCAAGUUUAGAAAAAAAUAAAACUGAUUCAUGAAUGUGACUUA
Phascolarctos cinereus (koala) is the source of this 744-nucleotide messenger RNA. It is a transcript of the gene AAMDC, whose product is annotated as adipogenesis associated Mth938 domain containing. Gene Ontology annotation, biological process: positive regulation of fat cell differentiation. Gene Ontology annotation, cellular component: cytoplasm. The record is from RefSeq and is a predicted model, not a curated record. NCBI's taxonomy places the organism in Eukaryota, Metazoa, Chordata, Mammalia, Diprotodontia, Phascolarctidae.